Molecule: messenger RNA, 6349 nt
Organism: Vespa mandarinia (Asian giant hornet)
Lineage: Eukaryota; Metazoa; Arthropoda; Insecta; Hymenoptera; Vespidae
Biological process (GO): negative regulation of DNA-templated transcription; heterochromatin formation
Cellular component (GO): chromatin silencing complex
Molecular function (GO): chromatin binding; transcription cis-regulatory region binding
Source: RefSeq, a predicted model, not a curated record
AGGGAGGAGUGGGAGAGCGGCGCGAGGAAGAAAAUGGCCGACAAGGCUACGGUAAAAGGGCAGGGACGUCGUGCGAGGUACGCGUUUCGAGAAGGAAAGAUGCGUGCGUCUCAGUGAAUUGCGCGAGAAGAAUCGUGCAGGAAGAAUCGGGAUAUUAAACGGAGCGUCGCGUGGUGCCGGUAGGUUUGUUCGAUCGACGAGACCUUAGUCGUGCCAGUUGGAUCGUUUUAAAAAAAAGCGUUCGCGGGCCGAUCAUAGGCAACACACGUAGAGAGAGUGAGAAGGGCUCGCCAGAGAGAUAGAUCCAGUAUUUAUUUGGACUAUCACUAUUAUUAUCUACAAUGGCAGUUAGGUAGUUGUAAAAAUUGACUAAGGACAUUCAAGAACUUCAAGCGUAUUUUUAUCAAAUUGAAGAUGUGAAGAGAACGCACAUGAUGAAGCCACAGAAGAAGGCUAUUGUUGCCCGAAAGGCAACUAAAAUGCCAACAGUAGCUAAAAAACGUCGCACUCUCUUGGAAAAGACCAUAUCAGAAGUAAGGAAGGAGAAGAAAUCUAAGAAACAGGAUAAAUCCGAAGAUCUGAAAAGAAAGUCAGACGGCGAGAAGAAAAAAUCAGAUAAAAUGGAAGAGAAAAAGAAGUAUGAAGAAAAGAAGAAAGUUGAAGAUAAGAAGAAGGACAAGUCAGAGAAAAUGGAUAAAAAGUGUAAUAAGGAUAAUGAAAAGAAAACUGAUAAAAUAAUCGAAGAGGAGAAAUUGGAUAGGGGAGAGGAAAAAGAAGAUACGGAAGAGUCACAGUGUGACAAUCAAGAUAAAAAAAAGGGACAAAAGUUAGAAGAGAGAACUAAAGUCGAAAAACAGUCUGCGGAUAAUAAAAAGAAAAUUGAAAAAUCGGAUGAUAGAAAAAAAUGUGGGAAAAUGGAUGAGGAAAGUGCGGAAGAUCAAGUGAAAUCUUUAAAUACCGUAGAGGAUAAGGAUGCGCUUGAAGACAAGACGGAUGUCCUAAGUUUGAGUUUGAAGAAGCGAGGGAAAGAGGAAAAGAAGAAGGAUAUAAAGCUGUCUAAAAUGGAUACGAAAGAAACAUCGAAGAACGUUCUGACGAAGGACAAGAAAUGUGAUCGUAAAAAAAUGUCAGACAAAGAUACUGCUGCCAGUCGAAGAAACUCUCCGACAAGAACAAAGAAGAACUCCAAGACCAAAUCAUCUCAAAAGAAAAGUAUUCCACGAAAAACGGUUUUAGCGAAAAAGCCUCACUUUACGGUAGUCAACAAGUUCGUAGAUAAAAAGAUAAAACUAGUCAAAUCUUUAAAGGUAGAAGAAACGAUUAACGAGGAGGAAGAGGAAGCUAAGAAAGCUAAGAAAAAAAAUACAUGCGCGUCAAAGGGUAAAGGUACGCAAGAGAAGAAGCCAAAAUUAAGUAAACAUAUGAAGGCCAAGUUGCCGCAGAAAAAUUCAAAGAUUUGUGGAGUGAUUAAGGCGGAAGAUAAGUUGAAAACGAUGGCUGAGAAAAUGAUUUUGAAGAAGAAAAUUGAGUUGAAAGCCAUAGAGAAAACAUUGAACGAAACUAAAAAAAUUUCUCAUAGCAAUGCGGUAAAUGACAGAGCACCCACGCCUGAAAUAAAAAAUGAAGUUUUAGAGGAGAAAGAAUUGGAAAAGAAUAAAGACGAAAGAGACCCAAGACCCAAAUCGCCAGACGAAAAGAAACCUAUGAAAGGUAACACAAAAAUUGGUAAAAAGGUUCCAAAAAAGAUAUCGAAAGGAAAGACACAAAACGAGAGCAACAAUCAAAGAUCUUCUUCUCCCAUGGAAUCCUCCAUGGGAGAAUCCGUUAAACAAUCUAAAGAAUGCGAGGAUGGUAUAAAAAAUGCGAUGGCUGGUACAAAAAAAGAAGAAGUUAAUAACGAAAGCGUUAUUCAAAUAGAUUUAAAAGUCGAGACUGUUAAUGGGGGUAGUACCAGUGGUGUGACCUCGGCAUCCGAAUCGGACGAGGAUUAUGACGAGGAUAUAAAUAAAAAAAGUAAGCAAAGGUAUACCAAGAAGAAGGAGAGAUCCAAUUCACCAUCCGAUGAACGUGCUAGGAGGAUAAGACUUUUUGGAUUCUGGAACGGACCAAAGCGACAUAGAGUGGCAUCAUUGAAUGCUUUGGCCAAGGUACAUUGCCUCUAUGAAAAUGAAACCGGGGGAGUGUAUCUUGGAGGCUUCUGUAAGCCUAAGCCGGAAAAAGAGAAGCAGAAAAAGAAUAAAGAGGAAAAGGAGGAAAGUCAAGUGCGUAAAGAAAAAGAAAAAAAGUCGAGUGAGAAGAAGUCGGAAGAACUUCCAACUCCAAAAAGAAAAUUGAGAAAUGUUCCAGGAUUAAGGGGGAAACAUUGGGACAUGUUGGAGAGUUCAUCGUCUUCUCCCUCUUCGGACGAGGACUAUGAGCGUGAGAAAAACAUUGAACGUUCUAAAAAGAAAGUAAUCAAGAGAAGAAAGAGAAACGAAGAGGUUAUGGAUUUGAAGGAUAUGGUUGUGUGUAAAAGGAUGGCCAGUCUUAAUGCGUCGGCAAUUUUGGCUGCAUCGUAUUCGGAUGAAAAGAAUCGUUGUGGAUCUAGUAGUGAUUCUUCGAGCGAAUCGGAAGUGGAAAUUAUCAAGAGACGCAGGCAACAUGAUUCGGAUGCAGAGAAAAAGAAAGGAAGGCAAGGCUCAGAUCCGGAUGAUGUUUUAAAGCCAUCCAAAAAAGUUGUAAUCGUUAAUCAAGAUACUGAUGUAACUAUAACAGGUGUUUACGUUAACCAAACACGGUCGACGCAUCACGAAGGUUUCUGCAGUAUCGCUGGUAUGCAAUACAGAAUAAGUUCGACCAGUCACACACAAACUGCAGCUACGGCGGUAGCUACUGAACUUCACGACCAGCAAAAGACAGAGCAACCAUGCAAAUCUUACACGCCGUUGGGUGCGUUAUCGUCUAUGCAACCACCGGGCAGUCAAGGAAAUCAUCCAAAUAUGUCACCGCGAAGGCAUUCGGCAUUUUCUGCGCCGCAUCAGCACGGGUAUUAUCAGCCGGCUGGACCACUGAUACAGCACCCGCCAACAUUACCCCCGGUUAAGGGCCCACCACCGGAACCAACUCCCACGCCUCCUCAAAACUCGGAAGGCUCGGACGAUUUGGUCGCGACAUCGACCACUUCCGGUGGCACGAGUAGUACAGGUGCAUUCAGAUAUUCCUAUACAGCGGAUAUUCCAGGUGGAGGAGGCUUUUAUAGGGCAUAUUGCCCUUCCUAUUAUAGCACGCCACCUCAGUAUCAAGAUCUCUGUUAUCCACCUACGUAUACCCAUCCUCACGCUCAUCCUCCGCCGUACUACAAGUACGCGCCAACUUACAGAAGAUUUCUUUGUAGGCAGUACUAUGGGUAUCAGGAAUCUGGUGGAGGCGGAGGACCGGGAGGUGGAGGCACGGCUGGUGGUCCUGGAGUCGUUGACUAUCAACCACCGCCACCGCCACCCGGAGAAUAUCCCUUACCUCCGUAUUACGGGGGUUACCCUCCACCACCACCUCCGGCUAAUCCAGCAUAUCUUCAUUCUCAGGGAAGACCUUUCGUAGACCACGCAGCCUUCCAGGGUUGUCCGUGCCCGAUGCAGUCAUGUCCAAAAAACGUGGAUACUGGGCCCCUUAUUGGUAAUGGUAAGGGAGCGCCAGUGGUAUCGGGGCCCGGUCUGUCAUUGCCGCCCAGUGCUUUGGUAGGUCCGCCCUCGCCAGCGAGGGGGCUAGCCGGGCUAGCGCCACCUCAUGGUGCCAAUGCCUGGGAUACGGAUCGUGUCCAACUCAACACUUUACGCAACCUCAAUCAAAGCCAACCGGCUGUUCCACCGUCUCAUAAUCUCGUCGGUGGUCAUAAUCGUUCUCAGAACCCUGACUGCAGGAGCAAGGACGAGAAGAAUUGCACCGAGGACAAGUUGAGAAAGUGUGCCUGUCAGAAACACGGCUGCACAUCUACUUGCGAGGUCAAGAUGGAGACACUCUCGCCAAGCGAAAAGCUCACGGUUGGGAACUGUCCGAGCAGCAAGUUUCACGAAUUCAAGCUCGAGAACAAUAACGUUAAGUGCGAGUCCUGCAGCGUCGAGAUCGGGGAUAAUUUGAGUUGCGCGGCGAAUUGUAACGUGAAAUGUGAGUCGGACUACAAGUGCGAUAUCAUGAAGUGCGAGCAGUGCAUGAAAGAGAGCAAAAUGGCUAUAUUGGAGAUUGACAAGGAUUCGGGUAUUUUACUGAUCGACGAUAAGCUCGACGCUGAUCCGGACGUGAAGGAGGAACUCAACGACGUCGUGGUGAUAGGUAAUGAGAAUUGGAAAAAGCCGGAUUACGAGCCGACCGUUCAAGAAACGGUCGAAGAUAAGGAAGAGAUCCCGGUCGAAAAGAUUCCGGUUGAGGUUGAACAACCAAAGUGUCAAAAGGUAACCAAACGAAAAUUGUCGUUGGACAGUUUGUCGGAUGGGCGUAAGAAAAGGAAGGUUAGCAAGAGAACUCUGUCGGUUGGCUCGACUCAAGAUCUUAACGAUAAUACGAGCAAAGUGAUAGGACCGAUCGAGCCGCUUCUCGAUAAGGUGGACGGUGUCAACGAAGCGUGCAUUUCGAAAAAGAAACAGGCCAAGAAGGAGAGUCAGCAGGUACAGGGUCAGAAACGUAAAGCCGAGACUCCUAACAGUUCGGAAUCCGCGUCGAAAAAGUCCAAGUGUACGAAACAAGCGGCGUGUAAUAACAGCUUGACGAGUAAUUCGAAAUCUCCGGCUAGCGAUACUUCCAUCAUGGAGACCAUCGAUAAGGUUAUACAGCAGAGCUUGCAAAUGACCCAGAAGAAGGAUCGGAAGACAAAGAUUAACGAUAAGUCGGAAAAUAAAAAGAACAAGGGUACUAGUAUCUUAAAGAAGGUUGGUAAAAAGUUGGGCUUGGCUAAGGAAUUGGAAAAAAUAUCGAAGAUAGUAACGAAGAUCAGUCAGAGCAAGGGUAAAACUGAGAAAACGAAGGGAAAAACGCAGGACGUCAAAUCUAGAAGCAGAAGCAAGGGCAAAUCGCAGGAGACAAAGUCUGCUAAAGGUCAGGAUGCGAAAUCGAAAGAUAGCACGAAGAAAAACGAAGCAACGAGCAAAGGUUGUAAGACCGGUGGUGAGGCUAGCGAAGAAACGAAGAAGCCGGCAUUGAUCAAGAAGAAACGGAAGAGCGCGAAAAAGUCUAACGUAAAGAGAGCAACCUCCAAAAUCGAGGAUACCGUAGGAGGAAGCGAAAAUUUGUCGCUCGCUAGAAAAACAUUUUUAAAGCCGAAAUGGAGUAACGGCUGGAGUUGGGAGGGUGACGCUUUCGAAGCCAAAGUUUACUUAACGAACGAGGAGUCGGCUAUACGUCGGUGUUACGCCAGCAUGAAGCACGAGAGCGGCGAUGUCCUGAGACCCAGAGACUGCGUUUUACUUAAGAGUGGACCAAGGAAGGCCGAUUUGCCGUUCGUUGCGAAGAUAGCAGCGCUUUGGGAAAAUCCGGACGACGGUGAGAUGAUGUUUUCGCUACUGUGGUACUACAGGCCGGAACACACGGAACAGGGCCGCACGCAAUGCGACACCGAGGACGAGGUGUUUGCUUCUCGCCACAGAGAUGCCAACAGUGUCGCUUGCAUAGAGGACAAGUGUUAUAUUCUAACGUUUAACGAGUAUUGUCGCUACCGCAAGAAUUUGCGAAGAAUCGAAGAGGGUUUGGAGAGUCCCGGUUUAAUAGUUCCACCGGGGGACCAAGUAUAUCCGAGAAAGAAUCGGCAACCGCCGAUACCAGUACCGUCGGACAUGGUACUCUUCUGUCGGCGCGUUUACGAUUAUCGCGGAAAAAAACUCGUGAAGAAUCCUGGAUGACUCGAAUUCCUAUAAGAUACUUCGAAUAGGAACAAAUGGAAUGCACAAAGUUUGCGGGCCACAUUGAAACUGGACGCAGGUUUCCCCUCAAGCUUAAUUAGCGUCGUAUCGAGCGAUUCUUCUUGAUCUCUCUCUUUCUCACUCUAUCUUUUUCCUCUUUUAUUCACUCGUCAAUUUUCAAUAGGAUCCUAUUAUUUCAGUGUCAAUUUUAAAGAAACAUUUUUUCUACAUAAUUUCCUUUCGAAUUUCUCGCAAUAUUUUUCAAGAGUUUCUUUUUUUUUUUUUCUUUUUUUAUCCUUUCUAUAUUAUCAAAUUAUAUAUAUUCUCACGAAACAUACGUUUAAAUUAUUGCGAGAUGAUACAAAUGAGAUCACGAUGAAUCAUUCAUAAAAAAAAAAAAAAUAAAAAAAAAAAAGAAAACCUGACGAUAUCCAUUUCUAGAUUACGCGUCGAUCGAACGAUCGUUUCUAAGAUCCAACAAAAAA